AUGCCAUCGCUCGAUCCCCGUUGGAUGUCAGAGGCCAAACCCAUGGUAGCCAUGGUAGCAACUGUCGACUCAAAGUUUUCCGAUACUUUGUUCUAUCGGUACUCCUGCUUCAGCAAGCUUCGUCGAUGUAUUGCAUACUGGAUGCGAUAUUUCCGUGCCUUGAAGGCCUCCACCAAGAAGACCGCCAUCGAACCGUUCGAGACCUUGACCACUAUCGACUUCCGUGAAGCAGACAUUGCGCUCUGUCGACUAGCUCAGCACGAAUCGUUUCCGGAUAUUUUCUGCGGGGAACGCAUUCCUAUAUCGUCACCAUUAAAGUGGUUGAAACCGAAAGUCGACAAGGAAGGUGUCAUCCGAGUCGGUGGGAGACUCGGCAAUGCCGCCGUGUCCGAAGAUGUGAAAUUUCCGAUUGUCCUCUCGUCGAAGCAUCUGUUAUCCACUCUUAUAGUCAAAUACUAUCACCAUAUGCUGCUGCAUGCUGGUCCCCAGCUGAUGCUCGCCACGAUUCGCCAGAAGUUCUGGAUCAUCGGUGGUCGUAACCUGGUUCGCCGUACGUACCAUCAGUGUCACACGUGCUUCCGUAACAAACCCGUCCUAGUGCAGCAGAGUAUCGCCGAUUUGCCUGCGACAAGAGUGACGCCCACAAAACCAUUCGCCAUAUGUGGGAUUGACUACUGCGGUCCCGUUUAUAUAAAACCUCCGGUACGUAACCGGGCUCCAACUAAGGCAUACAUAGCCAUAUUCGUAUGUUUCGCUACUCGCGCCGUCCACAUCGAGCUUGUUUCCGAUCUAUCUACACCGGCUCUCUUGGCCGCCCUGCGUCGUUUCGUCGCCCGCCGUGGAAGGAUGAACGAAAUCCAUAGCGACAAUGGUACCGCUUUCAAGGGUGCAGCAAAUGAAUUGCGUAGAAUCUAUGACAUGUUGAAAUUCAGCGAAUCCGACCGGAAACAAAUUCUCGACUGGUGUGCGGAAAACGAGAUCACCUGGCGUUUCAUACCCCCACGAGCGCCGCACUUUGGCGGGCUGUGGGAGGCAGCCGUCAAGUCAGCCAAGCAUCACCUAAUACGUGAGAUUGGCACUGUGAAUGUUGGCUAUGUGGACAUGUGCACCCUCAAAUUGAGAUACCUAGAAGUUUUGACUCCAGCACAGUUCCUGAUCGGAACCAGCUUCCAAGCCGUCCCGGGAAAUAAUUUGUGCGCCAUCCCAGAUAAUCGCCUGACGCAUUUUGAGCUCGUUCAGAAGCGAUUCCAGCGAAUCUGGGCCCGAUGGGCGCCAGAGUACCUCCAAAUGCUCCAGUCGCGAGCAACGAAAUGCAAGUCCCCAGUGACCAUCACACCAGGUACCGUCGUAGUCAUCAAGGACGAUAAUCUACCUCCACUCCAAUGGCCCCUCGGAAGGAUCAUCAAGGUACAUCCGGGGAAAGACGGAGUGGUACGUGUCGUCACCCUGAAAACCGCAUCAUCCGAAGCAGUCGUCAGACCCGUAGCGAAGAUUGCACUUCUGCCGAGACUGGAGAAUCACCAUGCGAAUCCUGAAGAAUGA
Molecule: messenger RNA, 1542 nt
Organism: Toxorhynchites rutilus septentrionalis
Lineage: Eukaryota; Metazoa; Arthropoda; Insecta; Diptera; Culicidae
Exons: 2
Coding region: 1-1542 (513 amino acids)
Biological process (GO): DNA integration
Molecular function (GO): nucleic acid binding
Source: RefSeq, a predicted model, not a curated record